Salmo salar (Atlantic salmon) is the source of this 674-nucleotide messenger RNA. NCBI's taxonomy places the organism in Eukaryota, Metazoa, Chordata, Actinopteri, Salmoniformes, Salmonidae. The record is from RefSeq and is a predicted model, not a curated record.
AUGCCGUCUGGGCCGGAGGAACAGAGGAGGUGCCGUCCCUGCAGCUACGCAUGGAGGAACGGAGGAGGUGCCACGCAUGGAGGAACGGAGGAGGUGCCGUCCCUGCAGCCACGCAUGGAGGAACGGAGGAGGUGCCGUCCCUGCAGCCACGCAUGGAGGAACGGAGGAGCUCUGUCUGCAGGGAAGGUGUCUGACGUCCGCGCCGCGAGGAAACGGCAGCAGCUGAACAACCUGGUCGCCAUGGUGACGGAGCUGGCCGGGCCGGGGGACACAGUGGAGGAUUUCUGCAGCGGAGGGGGCCACGUCGGGAUCAUUCUGGCUCACACGCUGCCCGACUGCCAGGUAAUCCUGAUAGAGAACAAGGAGGAGUCUCUGGUUAGGGGGAAGGUGAGGAGUGCUGAACUGGGCCUGACCAACAUAGGCUUCAUCCAGGCCAACCUGGACUACUUCACUGGACCCUUCCACAUAGGGGUGGCCCUCCAUGCGUGUGGCGUUGUGACAGACAUGGUGGUAGAGCAGUGUAUCCAGGCGGGAGCGACCUUCGUGGUCAGCCCCUGCUGCUACGGCUUCGUCCAGAACACACUGAGGUUCACCUUCCCCAGGAGCAAAAGGUUUCUGGAGACACUGAGUUACAAGGUAGGUUCAAUUCAUUUCAAAUGAGGGUUAGAUUUCCC